Molecule: messenger RNA, 762 nt
Organism: Linum trigynum
Lineage: Eukaryota; Viridiplantae; Streptophyta; Magnoliopsida; Malpighiales; Linaceae
Source: the annotation of a GenBank genome assembly
AUGCUAAUCGCCUUCCUUACGACUAGCUUGAAGAAUCAGUCACUCGGCUGCAACCUUCCUCCGCUUGAUGAUCACCAGAUCCGUGUGGGAAGCUCCGGCCGUUACCGGUGUUCCAUGACAGUUGCUCAGAGGCCAUCGGUUGCAGAUCCAAAAAGUGGUCGGACUGGUUGCACGAUCCGCCGACGGGUCCUCUCGCACCGGAAACGAAAAUUGGAGGCUCUAAGUGAAAUUGUAGAGCUCACCGUUGUUGAUUCAAUUAAAAGAUCCAGAAAAUCGGCUUUGAAGGGGUGGAGAUUCUGGCUCCCCCCUUCGUCUGUGUUGGACGAGGAGACCCUGUCUCCAAAACCAACGAAUUCAAAACCAAUUCCAAUGGAGAAGAAGCGACACAAUCAGCCCGGUAUGGGGCCAAAGAUACCUUCCCGUGGAAAUAAUUGCAUGCAACCCUUCGGGGAAGAUGGGCAAACGAAACCAUCUUGCGAAAGUGAUCGAGAAUUCCCCGUCAGAGAAGGUGGGCCUGUACCGCCGGCAUUAAGCCAAAUGAACCCAGGCAACGACGCCGGUACCGGGUACGAAUCGGAAUCGUCGGAUACCGGCAAAGAUUUGCAAUCCCGUAAUGCUCGCUCGGUGCUAGCUACGGAGGUUGGGAGAAAAUCUGGGCCAAAUCCCCCUGCUUUUGGGGUUGGGAAGUUCCUCGGGCUUAUCCUCCCGAAGAAACCGAACAAUUCAAAUAAAAAAAAAAAAAAGAGGAUCUCUAGAUCCUAG